Molecule: messenger RNA, 13341 nt
Organism: Phycodurus eques (leafy seadragon)
Lineage: Eukaryota; Metazoa; Chordata; Actinopteri; Syngnathiformes; Syngnathidae
Gene: rc3h2
Product: ring finger and CCCH-type domains 2
Exons: 20
Coding region: 4582-8007 (1141 amino acids)
Molecular function (GO): metal ion binding
Source: RefSeq, a predicted model, not a curated record
GCGGUACGGUUGCCCUGCCUCCCACUGAGCCACUACCCCCGCACACUGUAACGACAGCAAUAUAAUAACACGCACACGCACAGCCACUCUUCCGCAGCUGUGCACUCAUGCAAAACAUGGUCCAACGAUAAUCAUCUUAAGGAAAAAUAUGUCUGUAGGUUUAAAUGUUACUGACCACGGAUGUGUUUAUAUUUUGUAUCCUGUUGGAGUGUUUGACAAGCAACAUCAUGUCUUCCUGUUAAAUGUUAACUUGUGCUUCACCGUUUACUGGCUGUACAUUGUUCUACAUACACGCACAAUGUUCUAGUGCUGGGCUCACUGUGGCAGUGAGAAGUAGAAGGGAGUCUUCAAAUUACUUGACUUUUUCUUGUUCCUCAAUUGGAUUGACCCUGGAGGAUUAAACAUUAAGUUUUCAUGUGAGUCUUUUAUAUUUUAUUAUUUUUUUUAUGUAGUUUUUCAAAGCAUAUUUGAGUCUUUUUUUUGAGUCAUUUCAAUUUUAAAAAAUGUCAUAAUCUUUUUUUGAAAGAAAAUGGAAUCAUUUAAAAAAAUGUUUGUUUUUAAAUUUUUCUAUUAUUAAAUUUUGAGCCGACUGGUUAAGCACAUCUGCCUCACAGUUCUGAGGACUGGGGUUCAAAUCUGGCCUAGCUAGUGUGGAGUUUGCAUGCUCUCCCCGUGCCUGCGUGGGUUUUCUCCGGGUGCUCCGGUUUCCUCCCACAUCCCAAAAACAUGCAUGGUAGGUUAAUUGAAGACUAAAUUGCCUAUAGGUGUGAAUCUGAGUGUGAAUGGUUGUUUGCCCUGGGAUUGGCUGGCGACUCGUUCAGGGUGUACCCCGCCUCUCGCCCGAAGAUGGCUGGGAAAGAACUAUAAUAUACUUCCUCUAAUUGCAUUAGAUUAUUCACUUUUUCAUCAUUAUCACUACCCUUCAAUCACAUACUGCUAUUUAGUGAGGAGUGCGACAUCAAUUUCAACAUGUUUCUAAAUACAUUCCCUUGUCUCAUAAAGGGCUAUGUUGAAGGUCUGUUGUUUGUGCACCAGGCUACAUGCACUGCGAUUGUAAUAAUACCUUAAUCUAAUGCAGUAUACUUAUGUAGGCGUGUUCUGCUUGGAUGUGAUUUCAAAGGCCGCCUGCUUGUUCCUUCUUUUAUGCUUUCAUUUGGAGCUGUUUAUGAGUUUAACUGAGUUAAUACUGUAAGCCAAGUACAGUGAACUCCAGCUAUAUUGCCACACCACCCUGCUAUAGUGUGGAUUUUUAAGUGAUUGUUUUUAAAGGAUUUUUACAGUAUAGAGGCUAGUCCCAAUUUAAAGCUACACGCCUUCAGUGCAGUAGCAUGUUGUGCCGCAACCUGCUGGGCAGCAGUAGGGUCAACUGGAAAAGAUGCAGCGUAAUAAACUGCAAGAAGAAAAGGCUGAAAAGGUCCCCAACUAUUACCGAGCAGAGAGAAUAUAUGCUUGUCAGUAAUGUUGUAUGCUGUUUGUAUGUGUUGUUGCCCGAUGUAUUUAAAAGCAGUUCUCAAACUUUACACCAAGUACAACCUCAAAAAUACUUGCCUUUCUAAGUACCAUCAUGACCAACAUUAAAAUACAGUGUCAUAGUAGGCCCAGGGGUUCAUCAAAAACAUGUCAGGCUGUUUUAAUUUAAUUAUUUCUAAGCCACUGUAACAUUAGUCACAGUUUGAACAUUAACACUGCGCUUGAAUACAGGAAAACAAAAACAUAUUUAAACAGUUAUUCAAUUAAAAUGUAUCAGACAUAAAGUGAAAUAAAAUGUUUUCCUCAAUAAACAUUUCAAAACAAACAACUCUUAAAGAUUUAAUGCAAAUGUAUUAUACUUUAAAGUUAAAUACAACUGAACUGUACUAACUAAAUGCACUUUAUUGGACUGUAAGCCACUGUAACAAUUUGUACAGUUUGAAGUCAUUGAUUCUUUCAUGUACCACUCGAGACUCGCACGCGUUGAGAAUCACUAUGUUAAAUUAGCCGUUGUGUGAAGGUUUAUAAUUUCCGUAAUAUUGAUGAUGAUUUCCAUUUGUUGGUCAAUUGGCAUUUCACAUCAUAUGUUAGCAUUGACCCAGAAGAAUUUUGUUAGAAGAAAUUAUAUAGUUUGAUUAAACAUUUUGAUGUUAAAAUAUUCAAUGUUGAAUCCUCUUUUGUUUUAUGUAUCAGUUUUACAGUAAACUGUAACUGGGAAUGACAAAUGUUUGCCUCUUAUGUGCGAGUGAGAAAGUGAGAACAGGCACUAAGGAUUACUUGAAGUGUGUUUUAAUAAGUUUUUUAAUCAUUUAAAAUGAUUGAAAGCGUGUGGGAGGAGAAAAACAAUAUAUAUAUAUAUAUAUAUAUAUAUAUAUUUUUUUUUAUUUUUAUUUUUUAUUUUUUUUAAUACAGUCUAUAUUGCACAUUUUCAUUGAUCGCGGGUGUGUCUGGACAGUAACUCGAUUUUAAACCGACUUGUUUUCUUCUGAUGGCACCACCAAACAUGUCCACCAAAGUUUUAUGAGAGAUGCUGCAAAUAACGUGAGCCAAUGUGUGAUGUGGUGAAAAUGAUCCUCGAGUGAUGUAACAGUCCACUCAAAAACAGUUGCUCUCUAUUCUUCUCUCGCUGAGGAAACUCCAAAAACCCAGCCCCCCACAUACAUAGAUGAGGACAUGUGACAUGUCGUCCCUAGCCAGAUGACAGCUUUGGCAGCUGUUGGCUGCAAAAACACCAUGCACUUAUCGUGUUUGCUGGGCAUUGGUGGGGGGUUCAGCAGGCCUAUAGAACAUUUGUCCUCCAGGGAGUUCUUUGCCUCCAUAGUUCUGCCCAGAUUGUAUUUCUCCAAAUUCCAUCCAUCCAUUUUCUAUAGAAUAGAUAUAUUACGGUUGUGGGUGAGCUGGAGUCUAUCACAACUGACUUUGGGCAAGAGGUGGAGUACACACUAGACAGGUUGCCAGCCACCCUGAACUGGUUGCCAGCCAGUUCAGGGCGUACCCCGCCUCCUGCCCGAUGAUAGCUGGGAUAGGCUCCAGAACGCCCGCGACCCUAGUGAGUGGAAGCGGCUCAGAAAAUGGAUGGAUGGAUGAACUGAGUAGUAAUACUCAGGGAUCACUCAGGGCACACAUACAAAGGAAGCAUAGUAAUUAAUAAAUCUUGUGAUAGACGUACUGUGUUUCCUCAUAAUGUGACUGGGCUGUACUUGACUACAGGUAGGGAAAGGUGCCGAUGGGAGCUGACAGGAGGUGAGUUUUUACAAUAAUCCAUCCAUCCAUUUUUAUACUGCUUAUCCAGAUAAGGGUCACAGAUGACCUGAAGCCUACAAAAACUGACUUUGGACAAGCUGCUAAUCACGAUGGACAAAGAGACAAACAACUAUUCACACUCACAUUCACGUCUAAGGACAAUUUAGAGUCUUCAAUUAACCUAACAUGUUUUUGGAAUGUGCGAGGAAGCUGCAGUACCCAGAGAAAACGCACAAAAGCAAGGGCAGUACAUGCAGUCACCACCGACCGAGCCGAGAUUCUAAUCCAGAACCUUUGACUAUGACGUAGAAGUGUUAGCUAAAUGCUCCACCGUGCCGACACCUAAGUAGAAAAAAAAAAAAAGGCUGGCACAAGCCACAACACGGUCGCCACAAAUCAAUCAUGGAGCCGAUAUCAAACACGGUCGCCACAAAUCAAUCUUGGAGCCGAUAUCAAACAAUUGAAAAGUGAAAAUAAAUACUAUUAAAUUUGACACUCCAGAGAGAAUUGCGCUAGCGACCCUGCCAAAUUUGAAUGAUUAAAAAUCCGCCAAAAUGAGGCUUCAAAAUGGUGAAAAAUCAAGCCGUCGUCUCUCAUCUGAAACACCGAAUGCGUGAAACCAUGCACCGCUGAAAAAAGGUUACCCACCGAUGCGAACAAAGGCACUGAAGUUCUUAUAUAGUGGGUGAGGGAGGACUCGUGCCAGACGCCAAAGUACGUCACUGGGCACUUUUUUAGCCAUGUCCCAAAAAUCAGGAAAACUGAAAUGAUUUCAUGUUAUCAUCCGCAGAGGUUGAAAACAAGUAAUGAGCCUAUUCCACAAAGUAAGGAGUGAAAAGGACAGAGAAAAGCUUAGAAAAGUCGAGAGUAAAAGUAAAACGUUGCCAGAAAAAUAAGUACUCAAGUAGAGAUACCUGAAAGUAUUCGUACUUUGUUGCUUCCCACCAUUGACUGUACAUGGUGAUGUUAGUGAUUGCGCUUGGAGGGAAGUGUGUAAGCCGAGACACACAAACAGGAUAUAACAGUUGUUCAAAGCAGGAACAGGUGGCUGCAGUGUCAUGUUUCCCGCCAGUGGCUUUGUUCCACCACUCCCCCAUCAACUGUUGUCCUCCUUAAACUCUCACCCGGGACUCCUUUCACCACAAGAGCAUGACCGAACUCCUCCUUGGACGGUGCUGUUUUCGAGGGGAUGGUGGUUAAAUUUGGGUGCCACACGGAACGAAACAUGAGGCGGGAACAAGGCUUGAGACUGGCCAGGCGUAGUGGCGUGCCACGGAGACCUUGCAAGUCUUUUCCAGCACUGGCCUGCCGCAGCUCGUUGAGAUGUAUUCCCCCUGAGCCCGCCGGUGCCUCCGCCUUGGAGCCGGGAUGCCGGUGCAGGCCGCCCAAUGGACGGACUUCCUGUCCUGUCCCAUCUGCUACAACGAGUUCAACAGCAGCGGCCACCAGCCCGUCAGCUUGGGCUGCUCGCACACGGUGUGCCGCACCUGCCUGCACAAGCUGCACCGCAAAGCCUGCCCCUUCGACCAGACGCCCAUCAGCACCGAUAUUGACCUGCUGCCCGUCAACUGUGCCCUGCUGCAGCUGGUCGGAGCUCAGGUUCCAGACGUGCAGCCAGUCAGCCUGAGCAGUGCGACAGAUGUUGGACACUAUGAGGCCUGCAGGGUGUGUGUGGAAGAGCUGGCUCUAUACCUGAAACCAAUUAGCUGCACUAAAGGUGUGGCGCCACCGAGUCCGGGCGCGCUCAGCCGACCCAUGCAGAGGAAGCUGGUGACGCUGGUCAACUGCCAGCUGGUGGAAGAAGAAGGCAGAGUGCGGGCUGUGCGGGCGGGCCGGUCGCUGGGCGAGCGGACGGUCACCGAGCUCAUCUUGCAGCACCAGAACCCCCAACAGCUGUCCGCCAACCUCUGGGCUGCAGUGAGGGCGCGGGGAUGCCAAUUCCUGGGGCCUGCCAUGCAGGAGGAUGCCCUAAAGCUGGUGCUAUUGGCUCUGGAGGACGGAUCUGCUCUGUCCAGGAAGGUGCUGGUGUUGUUUGUUGUCCAGAAGUUGGAAGGGCGCUUCCCUCAGGCCUCCAAAACCAGCAUAGGGCAUGUGGUGCAGCUCCUCUAUAGGGCCUCCUGCUUCAAGGUGACCAAGCGGGAUGAAGAUUCUUCGCUGAUGCAGCUGAAGGAGGAGUUCCGCACGUACGAGGCUCUCAGGAGAGAACACGACGCCCAGAUUGUGCACAUCGCCAUGGAAGCCGGCCUCCGCAUCUCCCCCGAGCAGUGGUCCUCUCUACUGUACGGGGACCUGGUCCACAAGUCGCACAUGCAGUCCAUCAUUGACAAGUUGCAGUCUCCAGAGUCAUUUGCAAAGAGCAUCCAGGAGCUGACCAUCGUCCUGCAGAGGACAGGAGACCCUGCCAACCUCACGAGCCUCAGAGCUCACCUCGAACUGCUGGCCAACAUAGACCACAAUACCGAUGAUGCAUCACCACCAUGGGAGGAGCUGGAAAAUGUCAUGUUGGCCAUAAAGUUGGUGGUUCAUGGCCUUGUAGAAUUCAUCCAAAGCUUCAGCAAGAAGAACCACGACUCUCCACAGCCUCAGGUGAACAGCAAGUAUAAGACCAGCAUGUGCAGAGAUCUGCGUCAUCAAGGAGGAUGUCCAAGAGGAAGCAACUGCACAUUUGCGCACACACAGGACGAACUUGAGAAAUUUCGUCUGAGGAACAAGAAGAGCGGCAGUGUUAGCCGUGCAUUCCCUUCACCCGGGGGAAAAACCUUCACGGUGGAGGACAGUAUCCAGACUGAUGGGUCUGCAGGAGUUGGAGAGGACACCCUGACAGAGGGCAGCCCUCACCCACAACUCAUUUCCAGAGGAGCUGACACCAUGGAGGGCAUAAAGAGGGUUGUGUCCAGUGAAUCUAUUUGCGCAAGUGGGAACAACGGGCUGAGUGACACCAGUAUGACCUUACUGGACUCAGCUGAGCAGGAGCCCGUGUCUCCGCCCAGAACUCACGCCAGCCACUCCUCAACGUUGUCUCCUUUGAUCGCCAUGGGACGGGUGACUGAUGGUGGCGGGGGGCCCGUGUCUAAACAUGGUGGUCCCCUCAUGCUGCGAGUGCCUCAUCCUUCUCAGCCCUCAGACCAGUUCUACCAGGAGCAACAAUCUGCGUACGACACGGCCCACCACCAGCCAAACUCAGGUUCCUACUACCCAUCUACUCUCCAUCCUUCACACAAACCCUGCAUGGCUCGCUUCCUCAGAUCUUCCAACGUCCCAGAAUCCUUUCUGCCGCCGUCCUCCUUUCCCAGUGACCCUCAAAUAUCCCAUCAUCCCCCCUCCUCUUGUUCCACGGGAUAUCCACCUCAUCCAACGAGGGACCGCAUGGGACCUCCCAUCUUCCACAACAACCCAGGGCAGCCUCAGUAUGGACCUCUGGCCUCUGCCCAUGGGGUUUAUGCACCUCUCUAUGACAGCAGAAGAGUGUGGAGGCCUCAGCUGUACAAUAGAGAGGAUGCGAGGAGUAAUUCAUUGCCUCCAGAGGUGCUGCAUUCCUCUGUCUACCAGCCUCCACUCAGGGAGAGAUUCAACUCGCUAGACAGCAACUACUACUCUGCCUCAGAGCACCGUACAGCACUGCACAGGGAGUACGGCCACGUUCCUCUGGUCUACGAUGACCUGUUCCGACGUAAGCAAGAACAGUGGGUGCAUCACCACCACCAUCAUCAUCAUCACAGCACCAGAAGGCCCUCCCAGCCCUCUGCCAUCUUCAACAUUGAUUUCGGACCUGAGCAUGUGGAGAGCAGUGCAGGUGCGUGUGUUGGGUGCUGCUUCAGAGGUGAGGAAAGCUUGGCGCGCUACACGCCGUGGUCCUGCGCCGCCACCAUCGGGCCCUGUCACAGCCCUUUUGAGCCUGAGGUGCUCACGCAAGCUGCGUCUCACUCUGCCUUGGAGCAGUCGUUUCUUACUAAGCAGUUGGACGGCUGCAGCAGUGGCGGCAGUGGUGUUAGCAGCAACGGCGGUGUUAACAGCGGUGGCGUCACAAAGCGUUGGCUGCACUCGUUAGAUCACUGCAGGCGCCUGAAAGAAGAGGACCCCAUCAUUCCUUUCAGCGAGGGACCCAUCAUCUCCAAGUGGGGGGCCAUAUCCAGGGCGUCCCGCUCGGGCUAUCACACCACCGAUCCUGUCCAAGCAACCGCUUGCCAGGGUGGCGCUAGUACCACGCCCAUUAACUUUAAAGAUUACAAUUGCCACUUGGAUCGUGAUGAGUACAGGUGGAGCUCCAGGGGAUCCAACUCUUCCAGCCACUCCAGUUUCCUAGAGAGUGAGCAGCUUUGUCAACAUUCGUCAAGCGAGAAAAUUGCAUGUGAUCUGCAAAUCCACCAGACAGCCUUCAGCCAGGAUCGGGACCUUGAGGAGAGUGAGCCAGGCACGGAACGGGACAUUGAGCUUGAACUGUGCGCUCUGGACAUAGAGGACUCGAACAUCAAGUCUCAGGUUUCUUUGGACGUGGCCACGCCAUAUUCCGAGGAUGCCUCCCACCUCCUCCCACUCUCCUGCUCCUCUUCACUCCUGUCAUCCCCGCUGGAGGAACAAUACCAUGCUGAGGACCCUUCAACGGAUAAGAUGGACACUUACCUGCUGAAAAAGAUGGCCUUUAGAAAGUCGCUGUCUCCUGUAGGCUUGGUGUCAGGUGGUCUGGCCGUCGGCAAGCUGGUGCUGCGCACCGGAACGCCUCGACCGGGCGGCGACUCCUCUCCACGCUCUUGUCCCGAAACUCCCGGGGCGGAGAUGCUGCUCAGUGGAAGCUAAGGGAUAUUUCAAAUCACAUCUUCACCCUCCACCCACACCUUGUCAUGUAGUGAUGCAGUUUACACACAGUUGAUUCUGUUGUGGUUUAACACAGCAGUCCCCCAUGUUAAAGCCAUGUAAAGGCAAGUACUACAAAUUUAUAAGCAUCUGUUUUUUUUUUCUUUAUGUGCUAUGAAUGUAAAAUUACCGUGCAUACUUUGUGUAUUGCUUGUGCCUUGGAAAAACAUUGCAUCCCCAAAGUUUUCCCAUCUGUCAUCUAUACAGGCCUUCCAUGUAUUAGUGGUUUUAUUUACAGUGGAACCUCCGAAGUCCAACACAGUCAUUUGACUUUCAAGUUGUCCUAAUAUCGAAACAAUUUUGCCAUUGGAAAUAACGCAAAAUGAAAUCAUCUGUUUCAGGCUCAAACUCAAAUUGUGCAAUAAAACUACCGUAAUAUGAAGUAAAAACACUAGGCCUUUGCAGAUUCCUAACAGACACAAUGACAGCGAACAGGUCUAAUUGGGAAGACUUACUUACUCAUAUUGUACUGAGGAGCCAGACCUUUUCUGGUUAUUAUGAAACAUUUUUAAAAGACAAACAGCUCACAUCCUGAAGACGCUCACUGAGCUGAUGUCGCACACGAUUUGCUGACUUUUGUUGUUUUUAACUUUUGAGGCAUUUUCAAAGACAUUUUGUUGGUUUUUUUCGAACAUUUUGGUUGAACUCUAAAUUCAACCACUUUUGGGGAUUCCACUUUGGACGUUUCACUGUAUCUUAAUGCCACUGCUUUUGCUUUCUAUCUACAGUAUUGUAAUGCUGCACGGCACAUUUAGUUUUGCUCUCAGAGAGCGCAGAUCAUUUAGGACCUCAGUAGCUACAAUGAGGAUAAAUGUUUAUCCUUCAUCCUAAAAACAUGAAUGUUAGCGUCACUGAAGACUCUAAAUUGUCCAUAGUUGUGAAUAUGAGUGUGAAUACCAUACGUUCCCUGCGAUAGACUUGCAACCAGUCCAGGGUGUACAAAUUUGACCCGUGUCUACUAAAAUGGAUUUUAGAUUCACCAGCGUGUUAAAUCACAGAAAAUGGUGGUAAUGGUGGGAAAUCUUGAAAUUGUUAACCUGUACAUGCCAUAAAUAGACAGUGGUAACAGUUGUCAAGAGGCAGCUUGAAACAGUCGAAGAAAUUCCUAUGUUCCCGCCACAUUUGCCCAGGUUCCCACAGAAAUGUGCAACUGUUAGUCUCUGAAAGGUCACGGUGAAUCUCGAAACAGUGAGAGUGUAAAACAGCAUUUUAAGAAUAACCAUACAGUACAUACCAAACGUAAGGAACAAAAGUCAUACAGAGGGUCAGAGGGUGCCUUGACACAGGCACAAGAUCUGCACCUGGAAAAACAAGUACUUGCAAAACUACACUUUCUAUUUUCUCUCAAAUGUUGAUUAAGGAUUAAUCAUUCAUUUAUUAAUGUCAGACAGGCUAUUAAUAUAUUUUGAAAUGAGCUGUAGCCCAUAAUUUGAUAUAGCCCAGUGGUUCUCAAAGUGUGUUUCAAUUGCAGCUCCCUCUAGUGGUAUGUGAAAGAAUCACUGAAUUAAAUGUUUAAACUGCAUAAUGUUACAGUGGCUUAAACUUUUUCUAAAUCCAGUGCAGUACACUUGUCAAGUACAGGUCAGUUGUAUUUGACUUUUAUGUUCAAUAGAUUUGCAUGUAAUCUUUUAAACUGUUUAUUUUCAAACAUUUACUCAGGUACAAUUUCCAUUGAACUUUUUGUGUGCACUACAAUUUGAUUGAAUAGUUAUUUAAGUACAUCCAUCCAUUUUCCGUUCUGCUUAUCCUCACUCGGGUCGCGGGCAUGCUGGAGCUUAUCCCAGCUGACUCUUGGCGAGAGGCGGGGUACACCCUGAACUGGUUGCCAGCCAAUCACAGGGAACACAUAAACAACCAUUCGCAUUUAAGUAAUUUUUUUCCUAUAUUUAAGCACAGUGUUAAUGGUAAAACUGUGCAAAAUGUUACAGUGGCUUGCAAUAAUGCAAAAUAUCAUUUGUAGGUAUAACACGCUUCUGUUUUUUUAUGAAUGCUCACACUACUGUAUUUUAAUGUUGGUAGUGAUGGUAGUAUUUGUAGAGCCAUGUAUUUUUUGAGGUACUACUUGCUGUAAAAAGUUGAAGGACCACAGAUACAUAGACAAUUACGAGGAUGCUCUUGGCCGGUAUAACUAGUAUGUAGUAUAUAGUAUAACUUAAUUCUAAUUGUGCUUCCUUCCACUUAAGUUUUGCAAUGCAGAAAUAUUGGGAAACAAUGAAGACAUGAUUAUGCCAUCAAGGUCCAUAUUUCAUACAAACAUGAUGCAACACAUUUGGUGGUUAGGGUUGAAAUCUCAACCCCAGCAGCAGUGGGCAACAAAUGUCUUCUCUAUGCCAAUACUCAAAAGUAUCUGAUAACAUAUGAUGCUUUGAACCAGGCGCCACCAAUGAAAAGCCAACGGCGCGGUCAUGAGAUCCCAUUCCACAAUGGUUAGUCAUGGUUUGUGUGGUUAGUCAUUGCUGCAAUCGACACCAGAAUUGAAAUGUAAUCAAGGAAAUUAAGGGUGGAGAUCCUUGGUGUUGUAUAUGACAGACUUAAAGGGGUGGUGAACCAAAGGCCCGUGGGCAAUUCUAAAUACAAACAACCUCAGAGGCACGGUUCUGAAAAAAAGCCCUGAAAAAAAUGUAACCCACCUGAACGGAUCCUUGUGUUUACUUGUGCUCCGUCCGUGUUUUGUUUGUGCAUUUCGUGCACCGCUAACUUCUGUGAAGUUGUUUGUCUGAGUAUUUUGUAUCAGGACUGCAGUCACUAUGUUCGAUUUAAUAGCGGUCAUGGUGUCUUAAAUAUUUGCCGGUCAUCCGAUCUGCUUUAGUCAGUAAUAUGCUGUAACCCUCCAUAAUAGAACACAUUGGUUCUUAGUGGUUGAUGUGCAUACAUCCUCUCUAUGUAUGCAUAUAAGAGUCAUAUUUCGUCAUGGAAUAUGAAAACAGCUUUGGAAACUAAUAAUGUGUACGUUUUUGUAUGUCUGGGAAGUUCAGCUCUGUGAGCCACUGUUGCAUUUGUUGACAACGCUAUCCUGUGUACUGAGCAGUAGUCUAUACACUGUAAUCCAGGUAAAUAUCAUCAUUAAAUCUUCAUCAACUCAUUUAAUGAAUGAUUUGCAAGAACUCUUAGAUUAUCUUCCUGUUGUCAAGAUUAGCUAGAGGUUUCCUCGGGGAGAAAUUGUGUUGCUUUACUAUUACAGUCAUGAUGUUAAAUAUUCUGUGGAAGUACCAUAUUUCCUCAUAGUACCCAUGGGAAUUUUUCCUCAACAGCAGAGUACCAGGCGUCUAUCGGGGGAAGUGUGUUUAUUAACAGGGAGACCUCUAUUCAUACAACACGUUUAUAAUAUUUUACUUGAAUACUUAUUCACAAAUAAUAAAUGAACAAAUAAUCAUGAAAUUAAAUGUAAAAAUGUGUAAUUAGUGUUUUUUUUAACGAUAGGAAUAUAAUUCAUGUUAUUUAAAAAUUUGAAAAUAAUUGUUUUCUCCAAUCCCUGAUUUUUUUUUCUCACAUCAUUGUUGAAAUGUUUACCAACUUUUACUUUGAUAAGCUCAAUGCUGCUCCACUUUCUUUCAACUGCACCUUAACGACACCUUUACAGAUGCCACAUCUAACAUGGCACAUGGUGAUAUCAGUCGUAGUAAAAUAAAUUACAGUCAACUAGUGGUACCGACCUACUGUUGUUUUUUUUUUCGAUAAAUGGUUUAUUUCAAGGGUGAGAAACGUAUGGUCCGACUGGUUCUUUAAUCAGGCCCGCCGAGCAUUUACAUUAUCAUAAGUACUGUAAUAUUUUUGUGUUUUCUUGGUUUUUAUUUAUUUAUUUAGUCAUAAAUAAUGAGUUAGUUGAUUUAUUUUAACUAACACAAUAGAAUUGAAUAUUAAUAUAAGAAUAUUAGUAGAAGAAAAAGUACAUUUACUGUAGAUUUUACUUUUGAUUAAUUGGUUAGUUAAUUAUAAUUAAAUUCAUUAAAAAAUACAAUUAAAAUGACAAUGUAUUCAUUAUUUAAUAAAAUAAAAACAAAUUUGCACACACAGUUUAACUAUUUUCUUUAUCUCGUCUAUGAAUGACCUGGCCCAUGUGUCCCUUUUACAAAAUCUAACGGGGCCCUUGAGCACAAGUACUUAGCCACUCAGAUUUAUUUGUCCACGUGAACGACAUACCGCUCUUUGAGGAAAUACUGUGUUUUCAUGACAGAUAUUUUUUUGCCUGUUUUACUUCUCAGUAUCAUUGAUGACUUUGUUUUGGGGUUUUUUUUUGGACAGUGCUGCAUUUUAAACAUGGCUUUAAGCUGUAAAUUAAACUACCAUUUCCUUUAAAAGAGUCUGGUUCACAUGUAGUACCUAAUGCGCUGCACUACUUCCUUGCCCUUUCACUUCCAGUCGAUGCAGUGUAGGCACUCUCCUUCAAACGCCCCCGGCAUCAUCCUGCAUUCAUUCUUUGUCAUGCAUGCAGUAUACAGUAUUGUGGCUCUUGUGAUGGCAGAGCAGUAUCAAUGUAGUUGUGAUACAACACACACAAGCACGCAAACACAAACACGCGCGCGCACACACAACUCGCUGUAAGACUUCUGCACAUGCCCACUGUGUGGCCACAUCAGGUGCAGAAGUUUUCCCACGGCUUGUUUGGUCAAUGAUACUGGUUAUUAUUAAUAUUAUUAUUAUUGGUUGUUGUGAUUGUAUGCUUUGUUUGAUUCUAAGAAUUUGUGUCUCUUAACUCUCGAUGUAUGGGGGGAAAGCCUGUUUGUUCAUUGUGAAACAUAAACAAAUGAGCUGAAGUUUUUCUUUUACUCAUGUCUGUAUUAAGACGCUUUAUUCGCAAAUCUGUUGCUUAAUCGAAAACUAUUGAAGACAUGGUACACAUCAGUCAUUUGAUGAAUUUAUAGGCUUAUUGAUAUAACCCGAUCAAAUUUGGUUGAAUUUUAAAGUUAUUGGGACAAUUGUGUAAUGUUUCAGAAGGAAGAAAAUAAAAAUCCUUUAGAGACAGCAUAAUGUAUCAUGUCCCCUCAUUGAAAUAAUACAGUUAUGUAUUCCAUUUAUUUCCUUGGAAAUGUCACUGUGUGAAAGAUUUUCCCUUUUACCAUAGACAAAUGCUUGGCUUGACUAAAGUCCAUGUGUAUAUGAAGAUGGACUUUUAAAUAAUUAAUUUCUCUAGCUAUUGAGUGAGCAGCUGACUAUUGUGUGAGUGAGUGUGUGUGUUUUCUUGUAUUUUUAUUGCAUAACACACCGAUGUUAAGCAACAAAGUAGAAAAGUACUUCUGUGUUGCACUGUGAGAUGAGACUGGAUGCAUGCAACAAUAA